Salvia hispanica is the source of this 1741-nucleotide messenger RNA. RefSeq names its product alpha/beta-Hydrolases superfamily protein. Gene Ontology annotation, biological process: lipid catabolic process. NCBI's taxonomy places the organism in Eukaryota, Viridiplantae, Streptophyta, Magnoliopsida, Lamiales, Lamiaceae. The record is from RefSeq and is a predicted model, not a curated record.
UCUUAGAAGGCACAACGCAUAAUUAAGAAGCAGAUUCGAGAAACAAAAAAGAAAUAAAAAAGAAAUAAAAGAACUCGAACGAGACCCAUGGUUCAACUAUGGCAUUGACUUAAAAGCUUGGAGGUAGCAGUGUUGUUUAGUAUAGUAAACAGAUUAGAAUAUUGCCCCUUUUUGGAUUUUGUCUUACAGAUGCUAUCUCCCUUCCCAAAGGGAUAAUACACUCCAUUUGUUCAUCCUAUGCAAUUUUCUUAAUUUUUCGAUGUGAAGAAAUUUGUGUUGGUGUGAUUGGAAUCAUAGGCAUCAAUGUCUGUUGCCUGCUGUGUACCUCUAGUUGAAUGUGUGUCCUGUUUAGCCUGCAUUCGUUGGGUGUGGAAGAAAUUCCUCUACACUGCUGGCAAGGAAAGUGAGAAUUGGGGGCUGGCAACGGCCAGCGAAUUCGAGCCCGUCCCUCGGCUUUGUAAGUACAUUCUAUCUGUCUACGAGGAUGAUCUCAGGAACCCCAUGUGGGCCCCCCAUGGAGGGUAUGGGAUGAACCCUGACUGGAUGUUGAAGAAGAAAGACUACGCGGACACUGAGGGGAAAGUGUCUCCCUACAUGAUCUACCUCGAUCAUGACAAUGAGGAUAUAGUUUUGGCGAUCAGGGGUCUUAAUAUGGGGAAGGAGAGUGAUAUUCUUAUGUUACUGGAUAACAAGCUGGGGCAGACGACAUUUGAUGGGGGGUAUGUGCACAACGGGCUGUUGAAGGCGGCUCAGUACGUUUUGGAGGAGGAGUGUGAGGUGUUGAGGGAGCUAGUUAAGAAGUAUCCAGAUUAUAGUUUGACGUUUGCUGGGCAUUCGCUGGGAGCAGGGGUCGUGACGUUGCUGACAAUGCUGGCAGUUAAGAGUAGGGAUAAAUUGGGGUACAUUGAGAGGAAGAGGAUUAGGUGCUUUGCUAUUGCUCCUGCAAGGUGUAUCUCUCUGAACUUAGCAGUUAGAUACGCAGAUGUCAUAAAUGCAGUUGUGCUGCAGGAUGAUUUCCUUCCACGGACAACAGUUGCGCUGGAACAUGUAUACAAAUCACUUUUUUGUUUCCCGUGCUUGUUGUGCAUAACGUGUUUAAAAGAUACGUGCACAGUCGAGGAGAAGAUGCUGCAAGACCCGAGGAGACUGUACGCUCCCGGUCGUCUCUAUCACAUAAUUGUGAGAAAACCCUUCAGAUGCAAAAGAAUCACGCCCCUUGUAAGAACAGCAGUUCCUGUGGAUGGGCGGUUUGAGCACAUGGUUCUCUCCUGCAACAUAACAUCAGAUCAUGCUAUCAUUUGGAUUCUACAGGAAUCAGAAAAAGCACUCGACUGUAUGAUGGAAAAGGAGCGCGUGAUGAGCAUUCCAGCAGAGCAGAGGAUGGAGCGGCAGGUGUCGCUUGCCAAAGAACAUAGGGACGAGUACAGGGCGGCCUUGGAGAGGGCCGUUGCUCUGGAUAUUCCCCGCGCACACUCACCUUCUUACGGAACGUUCAGAGACAUGGAGGAAGGUCAGAAUUCGAGCAUUCCCAGUGAUUAUUCAUAGCUUUUGGAUUCAGUUGGUAAAUUUGUUGCAGAAAAUGCGUGUGAGAAAAAUCGAAUGAUGAUUCAUUCUUUGAUCAUAUUCAGUGGGUAAUUUUCAUGUAUCUGUGUAAUAACCCACGCAGUUCGUGCAAGGGAUUAUCACCUGAGUUUUCCGGCGACCAAAACCAAUAAAAAGGAAAAUUAUUCUUUUAUGUUUC